This is a messenger RNA of Impatiens glandulifera, 1838 nucleotides long. Its product is annotated as protein phosphatase PTC7 homolog fig-like. The record is from RefSeq and is a predicted model, not a curated record. The transcript is spliced from 6 exons. Lineage: Eukaryota; Viridiplantae; Streptophyta; Magnoliopsida; Ericales; Balsaminaceae. Bases 44 to 1669 code for a protein of 541 amino acids.
UCAGGGUAAUGCGCCAGUAAGGAGGAGAAGAAACCGUCCUGGAAUGCAUAAUCCAGAUGCUGAGGUGAUUGCUUUGUUACCUGAAACUCUGUUAGAAAUUCAGACUUAUGUUUGCAGUGUGUGUAAUAUAGAUUACAAACGGAUACAAAAUCUGAGCUUUCACAUGCGCAAACAUAACUUGCCGUUGCCGGAGCUCCAGGAGACGUCCAACAGGGGAGAACGUGGGAGUAAAGUGUACAUUUGUCCUGAGCCCAGUUGCAAACAUCACGACCCGAAACUAGCUUUGGGCGAUAUCACAGGUAUCAAGAAACAUUACGCCAGAAAACACGGCAAAGAGAAGAAUUGGAAGUGUCCAAAAUGCCUCAAGAAAUACGCACUGGAGUCCGAUUUAAAGGCCCACGUCAAGAUCUGCGAUGGAUCAUCUUCUUCUUCUCCCCGCUCUCCGUCGUCGCCGCCGCCGCAGAGGCAGAGGAGGCAGAGACAGACGCAAACGCCGCCGCCGCCGCAAAGGAGGCAGAGGCAGACCCAGCCGCAGACACAAACGCAGCCACCUACGCAAAGGAGGCAAAGGAAGAGGCAGCCACAGACUUCUUAUGAUCUUCGCUCUAGACCUAACUCUGUUUCCGAAGCCGCGCCGGAAAUUCCAACUAUGUUUGAACAACCACCACCAUCGCCAUCACCGCCAUCACCGCCGCCACAACCUGAAACACUCCCUCCUACUCCAUCAAAUGUUCUUUGGAUGAACAUGAACAUUGAUGGAGCAAUACCCACCACAGUUUCUACUGUAUUAUUUAACCGUUUAUUAUCGGAAACGACAGUUUUUCCGUCUGAACCUAAAACAGCUCUCCCAAACCAGUUUGGAUCCAUUCCUUCUUCUUCAUCCCCUCCGAUGAAACUGAAAAUAGUAUCGGGGUCCUGUUACCUACCUAAUCCUAAUAAAGAGGAAACAGGUGGGGACGAUGCCCACUUUAUCUGUCCUGACGAAAAUGCAAUCGGUGUAGCCGAUGGAGUUGAGGAAUGGGAUAAAUUUGGGGUUGAUUCUGGGGAAUUUGCCCGAGAAGUGAUGUUUAGAUCUGUUGCUGCAAUUCGAGAAGAACCUAGGGGUUCCAUCGAUACUUUCAGAGUUCUCAAAAAGGCUCAUGCUUUGCUGCAAGCUGAAGGAUCGUCUACAGUUUGCAUAAUAGCGCUGACAGAGCGGGGUCUUCAUGCCGUAAACUUGGGAGACAGUGGUUUCAUGGUGAUAAGAGAUGAAUGCACUGUUUUCAAAUCUCCACCUCAGCAACAUGCUUUCAACCGUACAUAUCAUUUAGCAGCCAUUGGGAAUGGUGCUGAUCUUCCUAGCUCUGCCCAGGUGUUUUCUGUUCCUGUUAUCCCGGGAGACGUUAUAAUUGCUGGCAGCGAUGGGCUGUUCGAUAACUUGUACAGCAAUGAGAUAAUCUCUGUUGCUGUGAAUGCCAUUCGAGCUGGGUUGGAUCCUGAAGCCACAGCUCAAAAGAUUGCAGCUUCUGCAAGACAGAGUGGAGAUGAUAAGAUGAGAUCAACCCCAUUCUCAACAGCUGCCCAAAAUGCUGGGUUUCGUUAUUCUGGGGGCAAGCUUGAUGACAUCACUGUCCUGGUUUCAUUUGUUAAGGAGAAUGCUCCAAGACCAUUAACAUUUGGAUACCGCUAAAUGAUCACUGUUUCUCAUCUGGACUCAAAUGAUCAGAAAUACUCUUUAUUGUAAUAGGGUUGGGUGUGAGACAUGUAAAUCAUUGGUUACAUUGUUUCAUUGAUACAGUGUUAUGUGGGUUGUAUCUUGAUUUUAAUUAAUAAGAUUUUGUCAGUUUAUUUUAGAAUAA